CAGAGAUUCAGGAAUGUUUGGAAUUGUCACAUAUGAAUUGGUCCCAGGAGAAUUUUCUUCUUUUUUCACAGUAGAUACAUCCACAGGAAUUAUUUACCUGACCUCAGCUCUUGGCCGGCUGGCACGUUCUGCACUCUUCCUGACUGUUUCUGCACGGGAUGGGGGUGGCCUUCCCUCUGCCAGCAAUGCAGCUGUCACAGUAAACAUCCUUCAGACUGUUUUGGUCCCUGCCAUAUUUGAGAGAUCCCGGUAUAGCUUUUCUGUUCCAGAAGAUGCGCCUGAAGACAGCAUGAUUGGCACUGUAAAGGCCAGAGAGCCUUCAAAUUCGCUAGAAGUGGUUUCUUACAGAAUUUGUUCUGGUGAUCCACAUGGGAAGUUCUCUAUCGACCCCCAGUUUGGCAUUAUCCGCACCAAGAAACAACUUGACCAUGAAGCUCAGUCUGUUGUGGUGCUCACUGUUCAGUCACAGCUGGGUGACUCCCCCAUCUACAGCAGCACUCAAGUCAACAUAUCUGUGACAGACAUCAAUGACAACCCCCCAGUGUUUCUUACCAAAUCUGAUAAGGUAACCAUCUCACAUACCCAGCCUCCCGGCACUGCUGUCUACAUUGCUCAUGCAGAAGACAAAGACAGUGGCCUAAAUGGGGUAAUCAAAUACAGUAUUGCAAGCAAGCAGUCAGAUGCAUUUAGCAUUGAUCCAAGUCUUGGAGUGGUAAACCUUACUAGGACAGUGUUUGCAGAAAAGCAGCAGGAAUACACUCUACACAUAGCAGCUGAAGACUGUGGAAGCCCUCCUCUGACUUCUUUGCUGAUGCUGACAGUGGUUAUUGAAGAGCAGAAGAUGGGCCCUACUUUGGUUUUCCAAAGCUUGGUGUAUCAAAUAGAAGUCAGUGAAGCUACCUCUCCAGGUGCCCAAAUCCUUCAGGUUCAAGCCCACUCACUUGAUCCACACAGCGUUACCUCCAAUCUGACAUAUUCCUUAGAGCCUAGCACUGAUUCUGUUGUGUUUGGAAUCAGCUCUGAUACUGGCUGGAUUUAUCUUCGGAAACAUUUGAACUAUGAAUGCGCACAGAUGCUGAGUUUUAGAGCAUUAGUCAGCACAUCUGAGGAUGAAAACUUUAGGCAAAAUGCAAGUACAUCUAUAAUAGUUAAUGUCCUGGAUGAAAAUGAUCAUUCUCCCAUGUUUAUGCCUGAGACCUACUUCUUUGAAAUUGAGGAAAAUCCGAUUCCCAGUGGAGUGGUUGGCACCAUUACAGCUGUUGACAAAGACUCAGGAAGAAAUGGACAGCUUUCCUAUUUCCUCUUGUCUGAUGGAAAGUAUUUCAAGAUGAAUUCCAACACAGGUGAAAUCAUAAACUGGGCGGCACUGGACCGCGAGGAGCGGGCGCACCACGAGCUGCGGGUGCUGGCGACGGACGCGGGGCAGCCGCGGCGCAGCGCCACGGCCACCGUGCACAUCACCAUCCGCGACCGCAACGACCACGCGCCGCGCUUCCCGCAGGGGGCGCUGCGCCGACAGGUUUUGGAAGGGCAGCCAUCAGGAACACUUGUUGCCACCGUCUUUGCAAAAGACUUUGAUUCUGGAAACAAUGGUGCUGUAUUAUAUUCACUAGAAUCAGAAGAGGAUAUAGGCUACUUCCAGAUUGAUGCUGUCAGUGGAGAGUUAAGAACAACCCAGACUCUGUCACAUGCUGAGAGAUCUGACUACAGAAUGAUGGUGAUAGCCAAGGACCAGGGGAUGCCUUCGCUUCAAGGGCAUGCUGCUGUUUACAUCCAGGUAAUCCCACUUUCCAGCGGGAGAUCUGGCUUCUUUCAGGACUUCAAGCACUUUGUUGUACCUGAAAAUUUUAAACCUGCCCAAGUGUUGGAUUCUCUGAAGGCAUCGAGUAACCAUCUAGCACCUAACAGGAAACUGCAUUUCAGUAUUGCUAAAGAUGAUAAUGUUCAUUUUGAAAUAGACAGCUUAACGGGAGACCUUUAUCUUUCCAAGGAACUUGAUUAUGAAACAGAUUCGCACUUUCUUUUGCAAGUUAUUAUAAAGGAUUAUAAUAAUCCCCCCCAAAAUAGCACUGUAUUCCUAAGUAUUGAUGUAGAAGAUAAGAAUGAUCAUUCUCCACAUUUUCAAGACGACUUUGUAGUGAUUGGCAUAGAAGAAAAUGUACCCAUUGGCACUCUCGUUUACACAUUCAAUGCAAAGGAUGGAGAUGGCGGUUUUCUGAACAGCAAAAUAGAGUAUUCCUUAGAAAUAAGUAACACAGGUGAAAAUCAAUUUCUUAUUCACCCUUUGUAUGGCACUUUGACCACAGCUUCUCCACUGGACAGGGAGAUUACACGUUCUGUGAUCUUGACAGUGUUUGCAGAAGACCAGGCAAUAAAUCUGACUGAUCGUCGUCUGGAUUCCCUGGCUGUCAAAAUUGUUAUUUUAGAUACCAAUGACAACAGUCCCAGUUUUAUGUCUUCGCCUCUUUCCUAUGUCAUGGAGGAUGUGGAGGUGGGCUUCCUUGUACAUCAUAUAAUUGCAAAGGAUCCUGAUGAGGGAAGAAAUGGACAAGUUACAUAUCACAUUCUUUCAGGCAAUGAAAACAAAGCAUUUGUACUGGAUAAAAUCACAGGACUCUUGACUACAGCCCAGUUUCUAGACCGUGAGGUUCAGGAGCGCUACAGUUUGACAGUCAUAGCUCUUGAUGACGGCAGCCCAGCUCUCUCUGCCACACAAGUUCUAACCAUCAUUGUUCUUGAUGUGAAUGAUGAGGCCCCAGGAUUCCUGGAGCAACUUUAUGAGGCUGCAGUUCAUGAGAACCGAGAUCCAGGGGAGUUUGUCAUACGAGUGGAGGCUGUGGACCGAGAUGCAGGGCUGAAUUCCUUGCUUCACUAUGAAAUCUUACCAGGAACUGGUUAUGAGAAAUUCAAGAUGAACUCGGACAGUGGAGAACUCGUAACAGCUGCAUCACUGGACAGGGAAACGCAGGAGGUUUUCAGCAUUAAAGUUUUGGUUCAGGACAGUGGAACUCCGUCGCUGUCAAGCACAGUGACAGUGAUCUGCACAGUGCUGGAUGAAAAUGAUCACUCUCCCACAUUUCUUCUUCCUCCCUCUGAGAUCUUUAUUCCAGAGAACCAACAGCUUUCUGUUGUUUAUGUUAUCCGGGCUCUAGAUAUGGAUGCUGGCAAUAAUGGAGCUCUAAGAUACAAAAUAACUGGUGGAAAUGUUGGAGAAUACUUCACACUAAAUAAUACAGCGGGCAAGCUGCUGGUCACUCGUAGCUUAGACAGAGAAGACAUCAGCAAUUUCACUCUUGUAAUUGAGUGCCAUGACCUAGGCAGUCCCUCAAGAAGCUCCACUGCACAGCUGUAUCUAACAGUCUUGGAUGAAAAUGACCACAGCCCAUUGUUUGCGAAGACCCAGUAUCAAAUCUCUGUGACAGAAGACCUGGAGGAAGGCUCAGCCGUCCUGGAGCUCUCUGCUUCUGACGAAGAUGCUGGCCUGAAUGGUGAAGUUAUGUACUCCCUUAUUGAUGAUACCUAUGGAGCAUUUGCCAUCGAUAGUGUCACAGGAUCCAUCAUUACUACAAAGGCACUGGACAGGGAGACCAAGUCCCGGUACACUUUUAGGGCUGUGGCAAGUGACUGCAGUACCCAUUUUCCAAGGAGCACCACUGUCAGUGUUGUGGUGCACGUUAAUGAUGUCAAUGACAACGAUCCUGUUUUUAUGCAGAAUCCUAUCAGGGUCUUUGUGCCUGCUGAAAUUGCUGUGAAUGAGACAGUAGCCACUGUGAGAGCAGAGGAUGUGGAUCUGGGAUCAAAUGGAGCUGUUGUUUUUAAUUUGCUGGUGGCAGAAACUGUAUUUCAGGUUGAUGUGAAGACAGGUGACAUCAUUCUUCGGGAGCCCUUGGCUUCCAAGGACUUCAGUACCCAGCUGGUAGUGACAGCUUCAGAUCAAGGCAUCACACCUCGAACGGCCACAGCUGUGGUCAUUAUCUUUACAGAAGAGCAAGAGGAGGUGAUCUCAUUCAGCCACAGCCUCUACGAAGCAAGUGUGCCUGAGAACAGUGCAGCAGGUACAUCACUUCUAACAGUAGAAGCCUAUGAACACAAAUUUAGAGGAGAAAACAUAAAAUACAGCAUCUUCAGUGACCAGGAAAUAUUCUCCAUACACCCUGUUACAGGCACAAUCACAGUAAAAGAGCCAAAAUACCUUGAUUAUGAAGAUAAGUGUAAAAUAUAUCUCACAGUUGUGGCUGAAAAUAGCUUCAAUUCAGUGUUCUGUGGAGUGACAGUUUUGAUUCAAGAUGUGAAUGAUAAUACACCUAAAUUUGAGCAAAGCUAUUACAAAGCAUCAAUAUGGGAAGGCCAGAGUCCUAAAACAGACAUCAUACAGGUAUUUGCAACUGACCUUGACAGUGGGCUGAAUGGAGAAACUGAAUACUCAAUUGUAUCUGGUAAUGAAAAUGCAACAUUUCUGAUUGAUUCAGCACGAGGAAUUCUAGCAACUAAUACAGGCUUAGAUUAUGAAAACACUUCAUCUUACAGGUUGGUUGUACAAGCUGCUGAUAAAGGAAACCCCAGACUCUCUGCUACAACUAUUGUGAGGAUACAAGUGUUAGAUGUUAAUGACAACGCUCCAGUUGUCCAACCACUAGGUGAAGUGGAGGUCCCAGAAAAUGCCCUGCCUGGUUUUAUAGUGACUCAAGUGUCAGCAAGUGAUGCAGACUCAAGGCCAGCACUUCAGUUUGGUUUUAUUUAUGAUAAUAGUCCUGAAAUGAAAUUUGCCAUCGAUCAACACACUGGUGUCAUCACAGUGGUGGAACCAUUAGAUUUUGAAGAAACUGCUGUGUAUACGCUGCAUAUCAUAGUUUCAGAUUCUGUGCAUCAAACAGAAGCAGAGCUCACCAUCCUUGUUUUGGAUAUCAAUGAUAACCCUCCAAUGUUUACUCAAGAUUUUUAUCAGGUGAACUUGCCAGAGCUCAUUUCUAUGGAUGCCACUGUUCUGACACUCUCUGCCAUAGACAGAGAUUCUGAACAUAAUGGAAUGAUUUCCUACAAAAUCCUCUCUUCCUGUGAGGGAUUUUCCAUUGAUCACAAGAAUGGUUCACUCUUUGCCACAGAACCAGUUAUGCAGCUGAAAAAUAUUUCCAUUAUUCAUCUCCUGAUAGAGGCCACAGAUGGUGGCAGUCCCCCUCUGAGUGCUGUUACCUCCUUAGAGGUACAUGUAGAAGAUGUCAAUAACUGCGCCCCUCGCUUCACAAAGGUUCUGUACAAUCUCAGCGUGAGUGAGGAUGCCUCAGUUGGAGAAAGUGUCCUCCUGUUCUCAGCCGUUGACUGCGAUUGGACACGUGACAACGCGUUUGUUGAAUACUCUAUUAUUGGUGGCAAUGCUGAGAAUUUAUUCUCCAUACAAACAAGUGUCAUGGGGUCGGAAACAUCCUACAAACUUGUCGGCAGUCUUGUUUUGAGCAGUGCCCUUGACAGGGAAACAGCUGCUUCUCACCAGUUGGUUCUCCUUGCCUCUGAUCGUGGAACACCUUCCUUGAACUCCACUGCCACAGUGCUAAUAACUGUGCUGGAUGUUAAUGAUAACCCUCCAGUAUUUAGCAGUCCAGAGUAUCAUGUUCAUGUCAAAGAAAGCAUCCCCAUAGGCAGUCACAUCACUGAAGUUUCAGCAAAAGACUGUGAUGCAGGCACUAAUGCAGAUAUCACUUAUGCUAUCAUCUCUGGAAAUGACAGAGGGCAUUUUUGCUUGGAUGGUAGAACAGGAUCUGUAAAUUUGACAAAAACGCUGGAUUAUGAGGAUACCAUGAAAUUCACUUUGGUUAUCCAAGCCACAGAUGGAGGAACUGAUGUAAAAAAUAUGGCUUUUGCUGUUAUUCUUGUUGGUGUCCUAGAUGACAAUGAUUAUGCCCCGCUUUUUUUGUUUCCCAGUCUGAGCUGCACUGUCAGUGAAAAUCUGCCUACGUUUUCUUUUGUGUGUGCUGUUUGUGCAUUGGAUCUUGAUAAAGGCUCCUAUGGGCACCUUACCUACUCCAUUCAGUCUUCAUGUUUGGCUCAUCGUGAAGCUGCUAGAGACCAUGGCAUGUUCUUCAUUGAUCCUUUAACAGGAGAUAUUCAUACAAAGCAAAUGUUUGACUAUGAAAGUCAAAAUAGGUACUGUCUCAUAAUCCAAGCAAAAGACAGAGGCGAUUCACUGGCUACGACUGCAGUUCAGAUAGAUAUUGAGGGGAGAGAUGAAUUUGACCCAGUGUUUACACAAGAACAUUAUUUCUUUAAUCUCCCUGACAAGAAUGAAGCAGGCCAGUUGAUUGGUAGAGUGACAGCAUUCGACAGUGAUGGUGGACUGGAUGGAGUUGUUCAUUACUCCCUUCUAAAACCUUCUCCAUUCUUUUCUGUGAAUCAAACCAGUGGCAAUAUUUAUUUGACUCAGAGUGUUCACAGAAGGAAAAAUGGCAUCAAAAGGAAUGAUGAUACUCUGAAAUUGUUGGUAAGAGCUCAUAGCCCCAAAAUUAUGUCAAGGUUCACAGCGUGCACUGUUUUUGUAAAUAUUUCCAGUUCUCCUGAGAGUGAUCCCACAGUGUCAGCACACAGCCUGACAGUGAGUGUUUCCAUCUCACUGAUGUUGUUUUUGCUGCUUGCCAUCAGUCUUAUCACACUUACUCUGAGACUUAGGCAGAAAGAUCGGAUGAAUGCUUGUGUGAAAAAAAACCCAGUAUCCUCCUCAGCUGCUGAUGUGAAUUCAAUAAAAGAAGACGAGGACUGCCAGAAAAUCCAAAGUACUGAGAGCAGUAUGCUUCCCAUGGGUGCUAUCGCAAAAUGGCUGAGCCUAGCAGGACUCGGAGAGGGGAAGGAUGAUGAUGUCUCCUGCAGGCAUUCAGACUCCAGUGGCCAUGGUUCUGCUGAAGGAGAGACUGCAGAGGACGAGGAAAUCAAACGGAUCUAUGAGUGUCCUUGCAGAAAAAGCAUUGGCUCAGCACUGAGCGAGCAUGGCUUGCAGAUGCCAGAUUCAGGGAUCCCAAGAGAGUCUGAUCAGUUCUCAUAUCAUUCUGGAGAAACAGAUGUCACAGCUACCAUGCAAAGCAUGGAGAAUGUGCAGACCAUUAGAGGGGAAAGCAGGGAAGAAACCUGUGACACAGCCUAUGCACACAAAAUCUUGUCUCAAACACUUAUGAAAACUGGAAUAAAAGAGGAAGGCAUAAUGACAGAUCUCACAAGAGACUAUGUCUUGAUGCCAGAUAGGAAAGACUCUGGGUAUGAUUUGCUUGCAACUGUUGGCACCUCAGAUGAGGAUCUCAGAGGUGGUUAUAACUGGGAUUAUGUGCUGAGCUGCGAACCCAGAUUUCAACCUCUUGCCUCAGUGUUUAAUGAUAUUGCUGAACUGAAAGAUGAAAAUAUUCACAUUCACAGCUUCUCUCAGGAGAAGAUAUCUCUUGUUUUCCCUCCUCCCUUGAUAACUUCAGUAGCACAGCCUGGCAUAAGGACAGUGCCCCCAAGAAUGCCAAAUGUAAUAUCAGGGCAAGCUUUUAAUAAAUACCCUUAUCCUCCUAUUAUCCAUAAUCAUGGAUACCCUCCAACAACUAUGACCCCCAGAUUUUCUCCUACUCUCUCUUUACUUACCAUACAGACACCUUCUGCUUCUCCAGUAGUGUCUGAUGGGAAAAUGAUAGGAACACGUCUUAUUGAUCCAAGCUACGAACUUGCAACAGAGGAAGAAAUUCAGGUCUAGGUUAUUAACUGACAGUAUUUUAUGGUAAAAAAUAUGGCUUAAAAUAUAUUUUGUUACUUUUUAACAGCAAAAUAUGCCUGUCAGAGCUGCAUCACCAGUGUUUUUUCUGUUUUCACGAGCCUGAAAAGUUAAAAUAUAAUGUAGUCAGAAAUUUGGUAACUAUACCUCUUGUUUUUCCCAGAAUACACUGUGGGAAUACACUUCUCUUCCAGCUCACACGUGUGCUUUCCUAUGUAAAACACACAGCCAAGUGCUUGAUAACCAAUUUGGCCAAUUUUACCAUUUAUCUUAUAAAAUACAUUAAUAACAAAUAAAUGGAAGUAAUUUUUUUUUAUUGUGGAAAACAUUUGUUAGCAUACUGGUGGGUUCUGACUGAUUCUGUGGUGGUGUUAGAGGAGGAUACUGGAGGGAUGUGUAAGUACAGCAGGUGUGGGGGUGGGCAAAGGAUAAAACAAGGACUCCUACUGAGCUCUUUCUUAGUCUUUACCCAGGUUUUGCAAAUCUCAGCCUGUGGGUCCCAAAGAUUUGUUUGACCUGGUGUGGUUUCAUCAAAACAGAAUAAUCAGUGGGAAGAUAAAAGCAACCAUCUUCUCUAUUACUAGCUCUCAAGUAGAUGCCUAUUGGCAUUACAGAGGGUGCCCUGGGGCUCAGGCAGCUGGAAGAACAGAGUGUUACAGUUCUGAAGGUUGUGUAUGCCUCCACCCUGGUCUUAGGUUCUGUGCUGGACCAAAGAUCUCUGCAAGACCAGAUAAUCUGGCCUUGUUUGUUGUAUGUAUCAUACACAUUUUGUGUACCUAUG
Passer montanus (Eurasian tree sparrow) is the source of this 8510-nucleotide messenger RNA. RefSeq names its product dachsous cadherin-related 2 (gene DCHS2). The record is from RefSeq and is a predicted model, not a curated record. Gene Ontology annotation, biological process: homophilic cell-cell adhesion. NCBI's taxonomy places the organism in Eukaryota, Metazoa, Chordata, Aves, Passeriformes, Passeridae. Gene Ontology annotation, molecular function: calcium ion binding. The coding region runs from base 14 to 7711 and encodes 2565 amino acids. Gene Ontology annotation, cellular component: plasma membrane. The transcript is spliced from 18 exons.